GGAAGGAAUCCAGCUUCCUCAACUGAGACUCAAACUCUUAAGCAUAGCAUUUGGAUGACAGUCACCAUCAAUUCAUGUGAAUUGUUACUGUUUCUUUCACUUUGGUUGUGGAACUCCUACUAAGGUUCAGAAAACAGGGUUGUGGACAUUUUAUUUGUACGUGAAAUCGUCAUGCCAGUUCCAUGGUGCAGGUGUGAAAAGAUAUACAGUAGCUAUUGUCUUCUUCGCUUGGUGUUCAUAGCAGGUCUUAUUACCACCACGUACAAGGUUCCAAUUAACGUGCAGCCUGUGAACAUCCAAAUCCAUUAUAUUCUGAGCUUAGUAAAGUGAAUGUAAUUGAUUUAAUGUGCUGAAGAAAAGACUGAUCUAGCCCAAGAAUUUUGCAAAAGAUUUGAUUUCAGAGAGGGACUGAAGGGGCAAAUGCAAAAUGUUUCCCUGUAUCCAUGACAGAAACCGAUCUAAGUGUACUUUUGAUUUAAAGGAAAAGUUUACUACAAAUCUGGAGUUAGCCUUAGCACGAAAUACAGUCCAUGCAUUGCAGCAACCCAAAUUCCCUCCUGAAAAAGAAUCCUGGACAAAACAGCCUCCUGACUUUAGCUAUAAACUGUAUAUAACUCCAAGCUUCUUCAAGAAGCCAAGUGGAAAGUCAAAAGAGUUGAAGAAGAAAAUGAAAACUAGCACAGUGCAUGAAGAAUUGAACAGAAUAAGAUCCAGAUUGUUUGUCCAAGUCCUGGAACCAGAGAAACAACCAAAAAUCAUUACAAGGUUUCCACAUGUGGGUCCCUAUGAAGCACAAUUAAUGUUCGUGAAAAUGGGAAAAUUUAAGAGCAGCAAAUACCAAGAUCCCAAACCGUAUGAUUAUAGACAGUAUGAAAAGGAUACACCAAAUUUUGUGACAAGCAUUGCUAAAGAUCCUCUGAAUCUAAAGUUCCGGUCUCAGUGUUUAAGCAAAGUCCAUGGACUGCAUCCCUUGACAGAAGGAAAAAAAAGAUCUAGAUCGAAGGAAACAUUCAUUACCUACAAGGCUAAGGAACUCAAGUGGGAUUCCAAGCUGUUGCUACCAAAGGAGCCUUGGCCUACCAAAUCUGGCUCCUUUACGAGGCACAGAAGCCAACGAGGUGCACACAGCGCCUUUAUAGAACGUGUGGAAGAAACAUUGAGUAAACUAUGGCUGGAAGAGGCAAACGAGAAGAAGGCAGGAAGAAGCAGGAAAAAAGCAGCAGAUGGUCUACAGCGGGAAAGAUCGAGUGCAGCUGUUUCCACUGAGAAAUACCCUGACAUGGAGCUGUGGGCCAAGAGAGAAGAAGGCCUCCAAAAAGGAUGGCUAUCUCAGUCACCAUCAGCAGGACCACCUAUCCGGGGAAUGCCACCAGCACAGGUAUCUCUUUCUCUACAUAUCAAACCAGAACCCUUGGGGUUUUUGCUGCCUACUGGCAUCUCUCAGAGUGUUGAAGAGCUGAGAUGCAAGUAAAGAAGGAAAAUGACAUUUUAUAUAAAUCUUUCUGUGGUAUUAUGGUUGCUACUGUUCUUCAGCAUCUGUUGCAUUCGGAAAUCUGUAGGACCAUGUAUCUUUAUGCCACUGGCUCACUGGCUGUAAUAGUUGUAAAAGAAAAUUAUAUACAAAUGUAACUACCAUGUUAAAUUAUUUUAUUUUUGUAACAUGCAUUACCCACUGGCACUCAGUCAUUUACUUAAAAUAAUACAAUAAAUGUUAU
Pogona vitticeps (central bearded dragon) is the source of this 1715-nucleotide messenger RNA. NCBI's taxonomy places the organism in Eukaryota, Metazoa, Chordata, Lepidosauria, Squamata, Agamidae. The record is from RefSeq and is a predicted model, not a curated record.